Ruditapes philippinarum (Manila clam) is the source of this 1299-nucleotide messenger RNA. Its product is annotated as ESF1 homolog. Bases 1 to 1299 code for a protein of 432 amino acids. Gene Ontology annotation, molecular function: nucleic acid binding. The record is from RefSeq and is a predicted model, not a curated record. Gene Ontology annotation, biological process: DNA integration. The transcript has a single exon. Lineage: Eukaryota; Metazoa; Mollusca; Bivalvia; Venerida; Veneridae.
AUGAAAAAGUCAAGAACUUCAGUCUAUCACCCAAUGGGAAAUGGAGUCUGUGAACGAUUUAACCGAACGUUACUAGACAUGUUAGGCACCUUAGAAACAUCUCAGAAAACUGAUUGGAAGAAACAUAUACCAUCUUUAGUCUAUGCCUACAACAGCACACCACAUGAAACUACUAAGAUCUCACCAUAUGAACUAAUGUUUGGCAGAAAAGCAAAAUUACCCAUUGAUUCAGUGUUUGCUCAAGCUACAGAAGAAACAACAUCAAAAACACCAACAGAAUAUAUAGAUGACCUCAAGAAUUAUAUUAGUACAACAAGGCAGAUAGUAGAAGAACAUACAAAAAGAGCAAAGGAGAAACAAAAGAAAUACUUUGAUAGAAAAGCCAAAGCAGGAACAAUUUCAGUGGGAGACAAGGUGUUAGUGAAAAUAUUGAAAUAUGAUGGUAAACAUAAGAUCGCAGAUAAAUUUGAAGAAGAGCUUUUUGAUGUCAUAGAUCAGCCAAGACCAGAUAUACCAGUGUUCAAGGUUAAGUCAGAACAUACUGGUAUUAUAAAGACAUUACACAGGAAUCAUUUGUAUCCAGUACAAGAAAACAACAUCAGUGGUUCAGAAGAGUUGAAAAUGGGAAUUGAAAGUGUAAAAGAUGUUAAUAAUAAGGAAUACAGACCGGUACCGAAGAAGAGGAUGUCUUCCAACAAAGACACAAAAAUAGGAAGUGAAGGACCAAAUAAAGGAGAGAGCGAAACAAAAGAUAAAAGUAAAGGUGACGUCACAAGAGAUGAAUCAGAGGAUUCAGAAGACACAGAUUCAGAGGUUGGGAGCAGUUAUGUAUUUUUUACAUGCGGCAAUGGGGACGCCCAUAAUAAUCCCAAGAAGAACAGUGAUGACAAUAGUACUAUAGAACUGGAACAAAAGAACAACUUAAAUGAAGAUAGUGACUCUCAAGAAGAAGACCAUAGUGAUGAGGAGAUAGAAGUAGAUAUUGAGGAAGGUAUGGCGAGUGUUGAAGCAGACACUUUACCAGAGGAGGAACCAGAUGAAGAACCACCAGAAACAUUACAUCUUGAAAUAGAGGAAACAACAGAGGAAUUUAAGGAUACAAAUGACCACAAUAUUGAACAUACAGAUAUAGACAUUGCCGAACCAAGUCAUAUAGUGGAUUCUUAUGACAGUGAAAAUACUGAAAUAAAGGAGAUAGAGGUGAAGAAUAAACAAAAUAUACAGAAUGAGGAACUAAAUACACAAGAUGAUGAACAUAGUACAACGAAUACACCCUUCUUAAUAUUACCUCAUACAUAG